Molecule: messenger RNA, 2969 nt
Organism: Acipenser ruthenus (sterlet)
Lineage: Eukaryota; Metazoa; Chordata; Actinopteri; Acipenseriformes; Acipenseridae
Product: THAP domain-containing protein 5-like
Exons: 5
Coding region: 397-1716 (439 amino acids)
Source: RefSeq, a predicted model, not a curated record
AAUAUUUGGACAAGCGCAACGUGCCAUUAGUAAAGAUGGCCUACGUCAUGUCUGGCUUCACAUCCUGCGACCUUUGCAGUAGUGAAGCCGUUAGGGGAGGAACCAUGUGACAGGGUACAGGGAGAGAGCCAUUGUAGCUCGUAGUCUGGGUAUGAUUAUUUCAUAAAACUAUUGUAAAUCUCUCCCGUUGGGGUUUAUUACUUCCGGUCACUAACUACAGGUUAAUAAUAACAUGCCUAAAUAUUGUACCGCUCCAAACUGCAACAAUAGUGCGGGGCAAACCAGUUCUGACAGGAAAAUCAGCUUUUACAAGGGGGGAGGUUUGUUAUAGUUUUGCAUUGCCUGUGUAGGUAUCCACUACAUGAGCCAGAUCGCCUGAAGAAAUGGCUGGCCAACAUGAAGAGGGAUAACUGGGUCCCGUCCAAACACCAGCACCUCUGCAAUGAACACUUCACCCCGAGCUGCUUUGACCUCCGCUGGGGCAUCCGCUACCUGACCAGCGAUGCCGUGCCCACUGUCUUUGACGCGUCUGAUUGCCACGCAAAAAGGAAAUCAAGUUGCAGUCAACGACCGAGCAUCCCGGACAAAAGACCAAAAACAUCCAGCAAGACUGAGACCUCUGUGGCUCCCACAGAAAAGACAGCUACCGGGCUUUUGGAAGCAAACGAGCCAAAUACAGUGCAAGUUUACACCAUAGCAAUAGACCCCAGCAUGCCAGGUCAGCCUGUGCUAGUGGACGCUGCCCAUUUAGCUCAGAGCGUCUCUUCGGGUGCUGUGCAGGCUGUUUUGCCUUUGCAGGGGGUCCCAUUAGCUGUGAGACAAGAAGGGGAAGCAUUCCCCUUGACGCUUUUUCAAAGACUGCCCUUAUUGAGCAGCGGAAUAGAUUCUGACCAAUCAGAGGCCGUUAUCAUUCCAGAAACGUCCCUCCCUGACCCUGACAGUUCGGUAGUGGUCACAGAAAUUUCCGGUUUCCUCCAGGAGGUGCAAGAAGUGAUUAUGAGCUCGGAAGGGACCUGCGCAGCGGCAGUGCCCCCUACAGUUCAGGGUGAGCCUCUCGCUAUUGAAAACGUUUCCAUCGAUACCGUAGUGAAGCCGUCUCCCAGUCUCCCGGAAGAGGAGGGAUCCUCCCUGCAGAUUAUCGCCUAUUUUGAGACCAUUCCCAACACCACAGUCGUUGCAUCAGAGCUGCCUGGCUACCCAACCCCCAGCCCCACAGCCCUGAACACUGUUCUGUCGUCCGCACUGACCCUCCCCAUCGUCUCCACCCUGCCCAUCGUGUCCAAUCAGAGCGCGUCCCCGCGCUCCCUGGUGAUGACCGUGGAGAAGGUGGACGGCUGUGACCUGGAGGACACGACCAUCGGGAAGGAGCUGGAAGAGCACAGGUAUCAUAAGAACACGCUGAGCACAGAGCAGCUGGAGGCUGUCAUCGUGGGGCUCCAGAAGAAGGUGAAGAUCCUGCAGCAGCGGCAUCGUCGGCACUUGGAGAAACUGAUCGCUAUGGACACUAUCGUCCAGCAACUGAAGAAGGAGAACCUUGUGUCCGAGCAGAAACUCAGACUGCUGGAGAUGGCUUAUCUUCAGACGAACGCUGUCGUUUCUGAACCAGGGGAGACAGUGGCGAUCAUUUGUGAGGAAGACAACGGCACCUACGUUUACGCCAUCCAGCAGUCCGAAGAAAACCAGGAGAGUCUGAUCAAGGUCGUCGGAGAGCAGUAACGCCCCAGAGCCACCCAGCUGACAGGGAAUAACGAAAAGAAAAGGGGCUGUGGUUAUUGGAAAUGAGAAUGUUUCCUUUUAAAAAAAGCAAAAAGAUUGUGGGUGUCACUUGAAAUAACAAUAGCUGAUGAGGGUCAGGUUGGCCCAAACAGGAAAAGGGCUUAAGAAGAUCUCUGGUUUAAUAAAAAAUACAUUAAAAACACAGAUAAAGUGGUUCCACGUGCUUUUGGCCACUGCAUAACGUCAAAAUGUGUAUUUUGGGGCAUGUUUUGUUGAAUUGUUGUAUUUGUAAGGUUAUGCAAAAACAUUGAUCAAAACAACUUUUUAGAAGAAUAGGUUUAUUACCGGUAUUUAUUUUGGCACUGGGUAUUUUUUUUAUUUUAUUUUUUUUAUGACCACUGAACAGAAUGCUAUUAGAAUCAUAAGAGAUUCUUUUGGUCAAAAGUCAGAAUUGAGGGUCGCUAACUGGAAGCCUGUUUUUGCCUAGCAACAAUGUCCAAUGUUGGAAAAACUUUGUCUGAAAAUGGACUCUGAUACUGAAUGUGAAGACACCAAGCCUCAUACUUGACACCUAAUAAGAAAAUAAUUACCAGAAAAUCAAACUAUGCAUGAUGCUUCAUACUGCCUCCUAGUGAGAGCCAAAGGAAUUACAUUUGACACUUUUUUUUUUUUUUUUUUGGUAAAUAAUAUAAUUGUGAUCACAGUGUUUUUUUCUUUUUCUGGGGGCGGGUGGGGGGAUUGAUAACCAGAAUUGAAGUCAAUUCCCUUUUAAUCAAUUCUAAAACAUUGAUCAAAAAUUGCAAUUCACAGUAUUCUGUUAAAAUGAGCCUAAAUGAAACGACUUAAAUUAAAAUCAUGGAUGGUUAGAUCAUUAACAACAAUUAAAAGGAAUUGGGAAUUGAUUUUAAAAAGGUGAUGGAAUACAACCAAAUUGACUCCAACUCUGCUCAUAACAAUAGAAGUGUACAUAAGUGCACUAUGAGUAAAAAAAAGGGUUAGACUAAUUAUUUUUGUGUUGUUAGAAUUGCGAUAAGUGGCUUGCUGGGGUACACAGUGCUUUGUUGGUGUUUUCAACGCAGUUUCUCAGUCACCCGUGUUGUAGGAUACACCUCCUGUCAACAGAAAAUAUGAAAAUAUAUUUAUGUAAGAAUUGUCUUUUUUUUUGCUGCUGCUGCUGUUCCAUUUUUCACUGCCGAACGUUAUUUAGUUCGAAGUUUGAUUUGUAUUUUAAUAAAAACUUUUUUGAAGCUCUA